AUGAGUGCUAACGAUGCAGACACAAAUGUCGAGAUGUGGAAGGUCAAGAAAUUGAUCAAAUCCCUCCAAACCGCACGUGGUAAUGGUACCUCCAUGAUUUCACUUGUUAUCCCUCCAAAAGGUCAGAUUUCCAUCAUUCAAAAGAUGUUGACGGAUGAAUACGGUACCGCGUCGAAUAUCAAAUCCAGAGUUAACAGACUAUCUGUUCUUUCUGCCAUCACCUCCACACAACAAAAAUUGAAGCUUUACACAAACGUUCCUAAAAACGGUCUGGUCGUCUACUGUGGUGAAGUGUUGACGGAUGAAGGUAAGGAAAAGAAAUUGACCAUUGCCUUCGAGCCUUUCAAACCAAUCAACACCUCUCUAUACUUGUGUGAUAACAAAUUCCACGUUGAAGCGUUGUCUGAGUUGCUAGAAUCUGACGAUAGAUUUGGUUUUAUUGUCAUGGACGGUAAUGGUGCUCUUUUCGGUGCAUUAUCUGGCAACACCAGAGAAAUCCUACACAAAUUCACAGUUGAUUUACCAAAGAAGCAUGGUAGAGGUGGUCAGUCGGCACUUCGUUUUGCGAGAUUGAGAGAUGAGAAGAGACAUAACUAUAUCAGAAAAGUUGCCGAGGUUGCAGUUCAAAAUUUCAUCACUGGUGACAAGGUGAAUGUUCAAGGUUUGAUUUUGGCAGGUUCCGCCGAUUUCAAGUCUGAAUUGAACAAAUCCGAUUUGUUUGAUUUGAGAUUGCAAGCCAAGGUUAUCAAAGUUGUUGAUGUUUCUUACGGUGGUGAGAAUGGUUUCAAUCAAGCAAUCGAGCUUUCAGCAGAAACGUUGUCAAAUGUGAAGUUCAUUCAGGAAAAGAAGUUGAUCACCCAAUAUUUUGAUGAAAUUUCCAUAGACUCUGGUAAAUUCUGUUAUGGUAUUGAUGAUACCCUUAAGGCACUAGAUUUGGGUGCUUGUGAAACUAUCAUUGUAUGGGAAGGAUUGGAAGAUGUCAGAUACACAUUAAAGAAUGCUGAAGGUGAACUAAGUGUCAAAAUAGUCGCUCCAGGAGCUUUAAAGGAAAACUUCCUUAUCGAUAAGGAUGGUUCAGAGUUGGAAAUCGUUUCAGACAUGCCAUUUUUGGAAUGGCUUGCUGAAAACUAUAAAAAUUACGGUGCUACAGUGGAAUUUGUUACUGACAGAUCUUCCGAGGGUGCCCAAUUCGUGAAAGGUUUUGGUGGUAUUGGUGCUUUGCUAAGAUAUAAAGUCAACUUCGAGCAAUUAAUGUCCGACGAUGAAGACGAAUUUUAUUCCGACUCAGAUUAA
Molecule: messenger RNA, 1293 nt
Organism: Pichia membranifaciens NRRL Y-2026
Lineage: Eukaryota; Fungi; Ascomycota; Pichiomycetes; Pichiales; Pichiaceae
Exons: 1
Coding region: 1-1293 (430 amino acids)
Biological process (GO): cytoplasmic translational termination
Cellular component (GO): cytosol; translation release factor complex
Molecular function (GO): translation release factor activity, codon specific; sequence-specific mRNA binding
Source: RefSeq, a predicted model, not a curated record